Molecule: messenger RNA, 1936 nt
Organism: Mytilinidion resinicola
Lineage: Eukaryota; Fungi; Ascomycota; Dothideomycetes; Mytilinidiales; Mytilinidiaceae
Product: eukaryotic translation initiation factor 3
Exons: 3
Coding region: 68-1489 (473 amino acids)
Biological process (GO): translational initiation
Cellular component (GO): cytoplasm; eukaryotic translation initiation factor 3 complex
Molecular function (GO): translation initiation factor activity
Source: RefSeq, a predicted model, not a curated record
CGAAAUUGCUCCCCACAUCGACAAAGCCGACGACGAUACUCGACGCUUUCACUACACCAGCCCCAGGAUGAGUUACCGCAACGGAGACACCGCCGCUCGGGCCCCGGCCGACGAGUCUGACGUUGAGGAGGAGGCUCUCGUGAAUGACUACCGCGAGCAGGUGCGGUACGACGGCGGCUUGGACGAACUGGACCGCGUCACGUCGCUUUCAGGGAGCGGGCAGGAUAUUCAUGCGCAGCUGGCAGCGGCCGCGACACCUCUGGAGUUCCAGGCGACUUUGGAGACCAAAUUUGCGAGCUACGACAACUACUGCAGUUUGUUCCAUUUCAUCCUGAACUCGGACGGGCCCGUGGACCUGGAGGUUCCUUCGUACUACUGGGCGUGGGACGUUAUCGACGAGUUCAUCUAUCAAUUCAACAGCUUCUGCAGCUACCGCCAGAAAAUCGCACUAAAAGCGGAUAAUUUGGAGGAAAUACAACUACUGAGAGACAACCCGAAUACCUGGGGAUGCUACAGUGUCCUCAACGUCCUAUACUCCUUGAUCCAGAGGUCCCAGAUCAGUGAGCAACUAGCGGCAAUGAAGAGAGGGGAGGAGGGAAGCCUGUAUGCUGGAGAGUACGGUAACAGGCCGCUGUACAAGAUGCUGGGAUACUUCUCUAUCAUCGGUCUUCUACGGGUACACUGUCUUCUCGGAGAUUUCAGCCUCGCCCUUAAGACGCUCGACGACAUCGAGCUGAACAAGAAAGCUAUGUUCGCCCGCGUCAUGGCCGCGCACUUCACGACCUACUACUAUGUCGGAUUCUCCUACAUGAUGAUGCGCCGAUAUGCCGACGCCAUCCGCAUGUUCAGCCACAUCCUCGUCUAUGUUUCGCGGACGAAGAAUUUCCAGAAGAAUGCACAAUACGACUCCAUCACGAAGAAGAACGACCAGAUGUACGCACUGAUUGCAAUCUGUGUGGCGUUCCACCCGACCAGGCUGGACGACACUAUCCACACCGCCCUGCGCGAGAAGUACGGUGAGCAGUUCAACCGUCUCCAGCGUGGAGGACCGGAAGCUCUACCGCUGUACGAGGAGCUCUUCCGCUCCGCAUGCCCGAAGUUCAUCGCGCCCACACCCCCUGAUUUCGACAACCCGGAAAUUAACAUCGAUCCGGUGGAGCACCAUCUCAAAGUUUUCAUGGAUGAAGUCAAGAACAACAUGUGGUCGCCGACUGUCAAGAGCUAUCUCAAGCUCUACACGACGAUGGAUCUAAAGAAGCUGGCCGGAUUCCUUGAGGUGGAGCCGGACAAGCUAAGGUGCUGGUUACUUGUGAACAAGCAGAGGAGUAGGCAGGUGAGAUGGAGUGAGGGAGGUCUGCUCGAGGGCGAGUUGAUCAACAGCAGCGAUCUAGACUACGCUAUGGAGGGAGAUCUUAUCCACGUAUCCGAAGCAAAGGUUGGCAGGAGACUAGUAGACUGGUAUCUCCGGAAUCUGGCAAGAACCUACUAGGAACUACGUGCCUGUCCCAGAUUUUAUUUUUCGUAUUGCAUGGUAAGGGAUACUGCGGUACAGGGCGGGCAGUAUGGCGGGGAUUGGCGUUGGUGCUGGCUAGUAAUGGAGUACAGCAGAAGCAUGGGCGAGGCCUGCUGUCGGCCGAUUGAGCCCUGGCACCAUUUAGCAGGUGGUUACAAGGUCAUGGAGCUACGAGACGUCUUUUAGACUCGGCUCCUUCGACUUAGUAUCACUGGAUGAGAUAUGAGCGCACCUCGAAGUAAAGCGGGAGCCACCUUACGACACGAUCAAAAGCUAAAGUUUCGAAAAUUGAGUGUGGAUAGACUUGUUUCUUUGAAGCAGAUCUGCUAGCAAGCCAGAUAACACCUUUAGUUAGUUAAUUACUGCCCGAUUGCAUUCCAGAAACACGGUCAAUCAUCACAUUAAGCCUUCUCUACGCCCCUU